Molecule: messenger RNA, 774 nt
Organism: Penicillium cataractarum
Lineage: Eukaryota; Fungi; Ascomycota; Eurotiomycetes; Eurotiales; Aspergillaceae
Exons: 4
Coding region: 1-774 (257 amino acids)
Molecular function (GO): hydrolase activity
Source: RefSeq, a predicted model, not a curated record
AUGGCUUCCAACGCUCCCGGAAAUUGCUGUGCGACUGGAUUCAAACAUGAAGGGAAUCCUGCAGGUGAACUCGUAAACAUUCGAGGCGUGCAAAACUACAUCGCUCGUCCGGCUGAUCAGAGAAGUCCCGAGAAAGUUGUUAUUAUCCUUAGUGAUAUCUUUGGAGUCUCUUUCAUCAACAAUCAACUUCUAGCGGAUGACUUCGCUGCUCGCGGGUACUUGGCCAUUGUACCAGAUCUUUUCAAAGGUGAUCCAAUCCGGUUUGGCGACAUCGAGGACAUCAAGGUCCAACUUCCUUCUUGGUUUCCUAACCACCAGCCAAUUCAUGUUGAUCCUAUUGUAGAAUCAACCAUCCAGUAUGUGAGAGAUGACCUAGGUGCCACCAGGGUUGCCGCUGCUGGUUAUUGCUUUGGUGCAAAGUAUGUCUGUCGUUACUUAAAAGAUGGAGGCUUUGAUGUGGGAUAUCUUGCCCACCCUUCUCAUGUCUCGCAUGAAGAGCUUGCUCCAAUUUCUGGACCUCUUUCUAUUGCGGCUUCUGAAAUCGACGAGAUCUUCACGACUCAGCUCCGACAUGAAUCUGAGGAUAUCUUGAUCAAGAAUGGCCAACCUUGGCAGAUCAAUCUAUAUGGGGGUGUGACGCAUGGGUUUGCUGUCCGUACAGACCUGAGCAACAUGUCCUGGAAGUUUGCUAAGGAGCAAGCCUUCGUUCAGGCAGUUGAUUGGUUCAAUCAUUACCUCUAUGUAAACGAGGGGAAGAGCUUCUUCUUUUCUUGA